Zophobas morio is the source of this 7182-nucleotide messenger RNA. RefSeq names its product fatty acid synthase-like. The record is from RefSeq and is a predicted model, not a curated record. Gene Ontology annotation, biological process: fatty acid biosynthetic process. The transcript is spliced from 8 exons. Bases 145 to 7089 code for a protein of 2314 amino acids. Lineage: Eukaryota; Metazoa; Arthropoda; Insecta; Coleoptera; Tenebrionidae. Gene Ontology annotation, molecular function: phosphopantetheine binding; oxidoreductase activity; fatty acid synthase activity.
CAUACUACUCACAAAUGCAGUAUUUUGUCCAAUCCAUUAUGAUGUUUUAAGCUGCAUUGAAAGAUUUAUUACUGCUUAAAAUAUCUUUAAAUAGGCAAAACGUCCUCUGUGCGUCUUUCGACUAGGCAUAGGUGCAAAAGUAUUAUGGCUACCAAAACUUCUGAGGACAUUGUCAUCGCUGGUAUUUCCGGCCGCUUCCCCGAAAGCUCAAAUCUGGAAGAAUUCAAACAACAACUAUUCGACGGCGUCGAUCUAGUGACAGACGACGAAAGACGCUGGCCAUCAGGUCUCUACAACCUUCCAACCCGUACCGGAAAAAUGAAAGAUAUAUCUCACUUCGACGCUACCUUCUUCGGCGUUCAUUCUAAACAAGCCCACACGAUGGACCCUCAACUGAGAUUUCUUCUCGAAGUAACUUAUGAAGCAAUCGUCGACGCUGGAGUUAACCCCAACGACAUAAAAGGUUCAAAAACGGGCGUCUAUGUUGGAGUUUUCCAAAACGAAGCGUCUGAUUAUUGGACAAGAAGCCCAGACAGAACCAAAGGAUACAGUUUAAGCGGAUGUAGCGCUUUUAUGUUUGCUAAUAGAAUAUCGUACGCUUUUGAUUUGAAAGGACCUAGUUAUGUGGUGGAUUCGGCUUGUUCGGGUAGUAUGGUGGCUUUGCACCAAGCUGUUUGGGCAAUGAAGAACGGGGAGUGUGAUGCUGCUAUCGUAGGAGGGGUGAAUUUGCUUUUGAGGCCUGAAACCUCUUUGGAGUUUUUAAUCAUCGGUAUGUUGAGUGCUGAAGGAAAAUGUAAAUCGUUUGAUGCGGAUGGAAAUGGCUACGUGAGGUCUGAAGCCACGGUUGUCGUUUAUUUACAAAAGGCAGAAAGCGCUAAACGUGUGUAUGCCACCAUUCUGGGAAUAAAAGUCAACAAUGAUGGCUACAAAGAAGAAGGGAUUACUUUUCCUAGUGGAAGAAUGCAGAACGUGCUCAUUCGAGACACGUACACCACAUUUGGAGUUGAUCCUUCAGAAGUUUCAUAUUUAGAAGCUCAUGGUACUGGUACCGUAGCAGGUGAUACCCAAGAAGUCAAUUCCGCCUCAGACUUUUUCUGUGAAAAUCGGAAAGAACCUCUGCUUAUAGGUUCUGUGAAAAGUAACAUGGGACAUUCAGAAGCCGCUUCAGGGCUGUGUUCCUUGGCAAAAGUGGUCAUCACUAUGGAAAGUGGUUUCAUACCUGCCAACUUACAUUUUCAAUCCCCGAAUAAAAACAUCCCUGCAUUGUGUGACGGUCGUCUGAAAGUGGUCACUAAUAAGAACGAACCUUGGCUAGGUGGUCUAAUUGCUAUUAAUUCCUUUGGUGCCGGGGGUACUAACUCACACCUUAUUCUUAAAGCGAACCCGAAAGAGAAAAUUAAACAAAAUACAGGUGAUGUACCACGUAUCGUGGCGAUUUCCGGACGCACCUCUAACGCGGUUCACACUUUAAUCGAUCAAGUUAAGAAGCACAGAGACGACGAUGAGUUCUUGUAUCUAGUAAAUGAGGUUCAUCAGGACGGGAUUAAGGGUCACCAAUAUAGAGGAUUCUGUCUUUUAAACGACACACCAGUCUGCGAAAUCGGAGAUAUCUCUCUUCAGAAGAGACCUGUAUGGUUUAUAUACAGUGGGGUGGGUUCUCAAAAGAGCAUAGGAAAGGAACUCAUGCAAAUAGAAGUGUUUCGCAACUCAGUUAAGAAAAGUUCUGUAGUGCUACAGCAAUUUGGGAUAGAUUUAGAAGAUAUUUUAAUCAACGGGACGGAUUCCACCUUCGAGAAUGUUCUGAAUACAACAGUUGCGAUAGUCGGUGUACAGAUAGCCUUAACAGACCUUUUAAAAUUUUUAGGCGUUGACCCUGAUGGAAUAAUCGGACAUUCGAUUGGUGAACUAAGUUGUGCUUACGCAGACGAAACUCUGACCGCCGAACAAACCAUUCUUACCGCUUACCACAGAGGAAAAUCUCUAAUAGACAGUGAUCUUGUCAAAGGGUCAAUGGCUGCAGUUGGACUAUCAUGGGAACAAGCACACCAAAGGUGCCCCUCAAAUGUAUUUCCCGCUUGCCACAACGCCCAAAAUAACACCACAGUCUCUGGUCUGAGCCACUCUGUGAAAGCUUUCGUCGCCCAACUAACUUCUGAAAAUAUUUUUGCCAAAGAAGUGAAAGUGAGUAAUGUCGCUUUCCACUCAAAAUACGUAGCAAAAGCGGGUCCACAAUUCCACAAAGCACUCAAACAAAUCAUACCUUUCCCAAAACCACGAACAUCCAAAUGGAUUUCAUCUUCAAUACCUGAGUCGAAAUGGACGACGACUCUUGCACAAUACAGCUCUCCAGAUUAUCACGUCGAAAAUUUUCUUUCGCCUGUUUUGUUCCACGAAGCUCUUCAACACGUCCCAGACAACGCUGUCGUGAUUGAAAUAGCACCUUCAGCGCUUUUUCAGGGAAUUAUUAAACGUUCGUUAGGGUCAAAAAUUACACCUGUAAGCCUUUUAAAGAAAGAGUGUGAUAACGAUGUUGAGUUUUUAUUGGCAGGUCUUGGAAGGGUACACAAUGCUGGAUGCCAAUCCAAAUUUGCAAAGCUUUAUCCUUCAAUGGAUUUUCCAGUGGGUCGAGGUACCCCCAUGAUUGCUCCGUACGUCAAGUGGGACCAUUCUGAGGAGUGGACGGUGCCUAAUUUUCUUGAGAGUGAAUCUAAAUCUGGUGUUAUGGAAAUAGAAGUGGAUAUGAGCAAAGAGGACAAUCAAUAUCUGUUGGGACAUGUUAUUGAUGGUCAAAAUCUUUACCCAGCAGCUGCAUAUGUGGUUUUAAUUUGGAAGACACUAGCAAACCUAAAAAACAAAGACUACCUGCAAACGUCUUUCGUGCUUGAAAACAUGGAAAUUCAUCGCAUGACAAUUAUUCCAAAAGACGGCUCUCUGAAAUUUACUAUCAACAUCCUGCAACAAAGUGGCGAUUUUGAACUAUGUGAAGGUGGAAGUACAGUUGUUACAGGUAAAACUUACGUUCCCGAAGAUAUUUCUAAAGCAUUUGCAAACUCACCUUCCACUGCCCCAAGAAUAGAAGAAACGGAGUUAAAAUUAAAUCAGCAGGAUGUGUUGAAAGAACUGAGACUGCGAGGAUAUGAAUACCAGGGUUGUUUCCAACAAAUCCUCGAAACAGAUGUUCGAUUUUCAAACGGAAAGGUAAAGUGGAACGAUUGGGUUAGUUGUAUUGAUGCUAUUCUUCAAUUUUGGUUUAUGCGUGUACCCACUCGAGAUCUUUAUCUUCCUACGAAAUUGCAGAAAGUAGUCAUUGAUCCACAAAAACAUCUCCAAACUGUUAGAGAAUGCGGUGGUAUUCUUGGGGUGUUUGCCCGCGAAAAUCUACGUGUUGUUAAAUGCGGCGGUGUCGAAAUUGGAGGCUUCAAAGCGACUUAUGUUAAAAAACGUCACCUAACUCACCCGGCUCCUAAAAUAGAGAAAUAUGAAUUUGUGCCGCUAGAGAAUACGACUCCCGUAAGUGAAAACGCGGCUUUACAAGUCCUUCUACAACUUGUGUUGGAAAACAGUUCCGAAGUUCUUAGAAUGGCAAAAAUGGAACAUGGUCAUCCCAACGAGGAACGAGUGAUGUUCAAUAUUGACGAGACCCUUAAACAGGAAAUUGUAGCGUCUCUAGACACCACAACAGUUACAUCUAAAGACGCCAAUCUGAGUGACUUUAAUUUGGUAGUUGUUGCAGGUGCGAGCAUAAAUAAUGAACUCAGUCUUUUGAAAACUAUUUCACAAAAUUUGGCAAAGGACGGAUUUCUUCUCUUAGAAGGAGACAAGGAAAAUUUUAACUUGAACGAUCUAUCAACUUUGGGAGUACUUGUUAGUAGUCAAAUUACCGACACAAAAAUUUAUGCUCUAUUAAGAAAACCAGUAGAAACUGAUGCAAACUCAUCUAUUAUUAUUAAAGUAACUGGAGAUUUUUCUUGGAUUAAUGUACUAAAAGAUGCGAUGAAACAAAGCGAGACUUCUGGGAACAAAAUCUAUUUGUACGCUCAAGGAGACAAAUUUAGCGGAUUGAUUGGGUUAGUGAAUUGUUUAAAACAAGAACCAGGUGGAGAAAAAAUAAGGGGUGCGUUCAUCGAAGAUCCGAAUGCUCCUAUAUUCUCAUUGACACAAUAUUCCGAACAACUGAGAAAAGAUUUGGUUCACAAUGUGCUCAAGAAAAAUGUUUGGGGUACUAUGAGACACAUUCAAUUAGAGAACAACAAAAUUUCUACUCAGCACGCCUACAUCAGUGCGCAGAUUCCUGGAAACUUGGCAAGUUUGCAAUGGGUACAAAGCCCCGUAGACUUAAGAAAAAACGAGCCAAAUUUGGAAUUAUGUCAUGUUUACUGCGCUCCAGUUACCUCCUACGACGUGCUACUGGCUAUGGGAAAAUUUUCGGAAGAAAGACCGUUAAAAAGAAACCACUUAGUAGGUUCAGAAUUUUCAGGACGCGACACUACCAAUAAGCGUGUCAUGGGAAUAAUUACCACAAGCUCGUUAGCAACAACCAUAGAAGUCGAUACAGAAUUUUUAUGGUCUGUACCAGAGAAAUGGAGUUUGGAAGAAGCCUCAACGGUCCCUAAUGCUUACGCCACGAGUUAUUAUGCUCUUGUGGUUCGAGGAGGAAUCAAAUCUGGAGAAUCAGUUCUAAUCGAUGAUGGUUCUGAAAGUAUAGGUUUAGCUUCCAUACGUAUUGCGCUUAAGAUGGGUUGUAAAGUUUUUACAAUUGUCAACACUAAAGGGAAGAAAGACUUCUUGGAAAAAAUGUUUCCAGAACUUAUAGAUGGUUGUAUUGGUUGUGAUAGUGAAGAAAUGGUGUUUAACCAAACCGGUGGACGCGGAGUAGAUUUAGCUUUUAGGUGUACAGUUAGUGAACAUUCAGAAGCAUCUAUAAAUUGUGUAACAGAUGGUGGGCGCUUCCUUCAACUGGGAAACGUCGACUUUCCCAAAGGAAAUAUCUCAAAUGAGAAAGAUAUAUCGUUUCAUGGUGUAGCUUUGGGUGUGUUAUUUAAGAGUGAAAUUUUUGUUAAGAAGAGGGUCUGGGAAUUAGUUGAGCAAGGUAUUAUUGACGGUACUGUGAAACCUCUACCACGUAUCGUCUUCAAACCUAAUCAAAUCCAGGAAGCCUUUCACUUCGCACAGUCCAAUACACAUCGUGAGAAACCAAUUUUGCAAAUCUGCGAUGACAGCCAAAACCCAGUUCCUGUUUUGGCCACGCCCCGUUCUUACUUCGACCCAAACAAAACUUACAUCAUAAUAGGUGGUUUGGGCGGUUUUGGCUUAGAACUAACCAACUGGUUAACUCAAAGAGGCGCAAAAAAGUUAGUUUUGGCUUCGAGAAAUGGAAUCCAAACAGGAUAUCAAUCCCAACACGUCCGAAAAUGGACCGAAUUAGGAAUCAGCAUCCAAAUCUUUACUGAUGACAUCACAAUAGAAAAUACAGCGAGACAACUUCUAGCAGACGCAAAUAAACUAGGACCUGUUGGUGGCAUUUUUAACGUAUCAGCAGUCCUUCGUGACGCACUAAUGGCGAACCAAACCGAAACCAACUACAGGACUGUUUGUGCCUCCAAAAUCGAUAUCACUAAACAUUUAGAUGCGCUUUCAAGAGAGCUUUGUCCACAUCUAGAACACUUUGUGACUUUUUCUUCAUCAUCGUGCGGUCGCGGAAAUGCUGGUCAGUCGAAUUACGGUUAUGCGAAUUCGGCGAUGGAACGUCUUUGCGAAGCUCGUCGAGACGCUGGUCUUCCAGGACUUGCGAUCCAGUGGGGUAUCGUAGGUGACGUAGGUUUAGCCAUAGACAUGACUAAAAUAAAAGUUCGGGGAAUGAUGCCACAAAAAAUGACUUCGUGUCUGUCUACAAUGGAUGCUGUUCUUCAGCAAACGAAUCCGGUUGUUAGUAGUACGGUUUUUCAACCAAAAAAUAUAGAGAGUAUGAAAACACGAGAAGUAGGGAUGACUGAAGCUGUUGCGACUAUUCUGGGGAUUGAAGACGUCUCUAAAGUUGGCGAUUCUGUCUCUUUCGUCGAUUUGGGUAUGGAUUCGACGAUGGUUGCUGAAAUCAGACAAAUUCUUAGAUAUAAUUAUGACUUGGCGCUAAAAGUUGCAGAAGUUCGAGCAUUGACUUUUAGGCAGUUAAGUGAAUUGGAGGAACGGUCUGAAAGUGUGACUACAGUUGCUAGUACAAAUCACCAUGAAGAUAGUGAUUUAAAUUUGGUAGUUACACCGUCUAAGUGCCUGAUUAGACUGAACGACAAAAAUAUAGAAAACGGUCUACGGCCUGUUUUCGUCAUACAUUCUAUAGAAGGAACAGUUAGUACGUUGAUACCUUUGGCCAAAGGUAUCACAGCACCUGUAUAUGGUUUGCAAUGUAGCAAAGAAACUCCUGGCGGUACUAUUGAGGACAUGGCAGCAUUUUACAACGACAAGAUUAAAACAAUUCAGCCUAAGGGUCCUUACACUUUUGUCGGGUACUCAUUUGGUGCCGCUGUUGCUUUUGAAAUGGGACGUCAGCUGGAGCAUCGGGGAGAUAAAGUAAAUCUUGUCCUCAUCGAUGGGUCUCCUUCCUACAUACCCACGUAUUCUAAGAAGAAUGGAAUUGAGAUUCUGAAAACCAAUAAACCAGUUCACGAAUGUGAAAUUUUACUUUAUUUCGCAACACAGUUUAAAAAAAUUGACCGAAGAAAGGCCCUUGAUGAGCUCAUGCUUUUAAAGACGUGGGAAGAAAGAUUGGACAAAAUUACUCAGAUUCUUUCUGGUGCAGUACCAGUUUCAGAUGAAGAUGUAAGAGAUGCAGCUGCUAGUUUCUUUUACAAAGUGGUGGCAGCCAAUAAGUACCAACCCAAGUCCAAAUUCAAAGGCAAAGUUACUCUUAUUAGAGCAACAGAAAAUUAUAUCGAUGUGGGUAACGACUAUGGGCUUUCUGAGAUUUGCGAACUAAACGUAAAAGUGGAUGCGAUUGAAGGUGACCACAGGAGUAUUUUGGUAGGAUCUAGUGUUGAAGGCAUUGCAAACAUUGUAAAUAGUGGCAUGGCAGAAAUUAAGACACAGUCAUUUUAGUAAUCAGCGAUAGAUUUGCACUUUAUUUAAUUAUUGUCAGUGUUAUUUUUGUAUUUUAUUUUGAUAAUAUAUAUAAGUGUGGUUUGUUUGUUA